CAAGUGAACUUGGAAAAGUGAUGUGUAAUAUCAACUUUGUAGAUGAAUGCACUAUCGAAGUAGGAAAAUUUGAUGGGUCUGAUUCAGUUAGUUGCAGCGGAAGACCGAGAGGAACCAGGCAAGAGUUCUCUUUCGAUAAAGUCUUCCCACCAACUGCUACCCAAGAAAAUAUUUUUGAAGAAUUAGCCCUGUUAGUUGAGUCCGCUUUAGAGGGGUAUAAUGUCUGUGUAUUUGCAUAUGGCCAGACUGGUUCUGGUAAAACAUAUACUAUGGAAGGUUUACCGGGUAUUGAAAUGGAAGGCAUGAUACCUAGAACGGUACGACAUAUAUUCCAAAAAAUGAAAGAAUUUCAAUUACUUGGUUGGGAAUAUCAGAUAGAAGCUAGUUUCCUUGAGAUUUACAAUGAGCAUAUUGUUGACUUGCUUGAUUCUCAAGCUAAGACACAUGAAAUCAAAAUGGCUGAUAGUAAGGGACACAAUUUGUAUGUCAGUAAUUUGAAAAUACAGGAAAUUAAUAGCCCCGAAGAAUUGCACGAGUGCCUUUUGACGGCGCAAUGUAAUAGAGCAGUUGCGGCUACUCAAUCGAACGAACGGUCGUCUAGGUCGCAUUCAGUAACAAGAAUAAAGCUUGUAGGAACACAUCAGUUAAAAGAGGAGAUUUCAAUAGGAAACUUAAAUUUAGUUGACCUAGCGGGAUCUGAAAGAUUAAAAGGGGAAGAAUCUGUACGACUGGCAGAAACAAAAAACAUUAAUAAAUCGUUAGCAAACUUGGGCAACGUUAUCUUGGCCCUUUUGAAAAAACAAGAACAUAUUCCAUACAGAAACUCAAAACUCACUCAUUUAUUAAUGCCGUCUUUGGGUGGCAAUUCAAAAACUUUGAUGUUACUGAACGUAUCUCCUUUAGACGAAUGUUAUAACGAAACAUUGAAUUCAUUGAGAUUUGCUAGCAGUGUAAACAGUUGCAAACCCGGUAAUGCAAAAAGAACACGACUAGUGCUACAAAACUCCGCAUGAAGUUUCACCAAAUAGUAUUUUUAUUACACUUCAAGAUUUUAGUGUUUUUAAGCAUUAUUUUUUAAAAGCAUUAUUUAGACUAUUUUAUAUAGUAAACGCACAUCCUCUUUUGUGUAAUUUUAUUUUUUUCUUUUAUAAACCGCAACAAAAACUGUAAAUAGUUCAAUAUAAAAUAUAUUACCAUAACACUGACAUAAUUUACAUAUUUGCUCAGUUUAACUGU
Molecule: messenger RNA, 1236 nt
Organism: Bombus impatiens (common eastern bumble bee)
Lineage: Eukaryota; Metazoa; Arthropoda; Insecta; Hymenoptera; Apidae
Product: protein claret segregational
Exons: 4
Coding region: 21-1013 (330 amino acids)
Biological process (GO): mitotic spindle assembly; microtubule-based movement
Cellular component (GO): kinesin complex; microtubule; mitotic spindle
Molecular function (GO): microtubule motor activity; ATP hydrolysis activity; microtubule binding
Source: RefSeq, a predicted model, not a curated record